Procambarus clarkii (red swamp crayfish) is the source of this 3893-nucleotide messenger RNA. RefSeq names its product Caseinolytic protease chaperone subunit (gene ClpX). Gene Ontology annotation, molecular function: protein dimerization activity; ATP hydrolysis activity; ATP binding. Gene Ontology annotation, cellular component: mitochondrial matrix. NCBI's taxonomy places the organism in Eukaryota, Metazoa, Arthropoda, Malacostraca, Decapoda, Cambaridae. The record is from RefSeq and is a predicted model, not a curated record.
UUUAUUGGUUUUACUUGAAAUAAUUAUGAUAACAGGAAUAAUGUGACACAAUCAAACCCUAAAAGCACCCAGGCAAGGGCCAGGCAGAAGUGGUGACAGGAGAAGACAAGUGCGUCUCUACUCGCACACUAAAAACAGAUUAGGACACUGAAUAAAGAAGACACAGAGGACUAUUAUAAAGUCUUGUAUAUUUUACACUCAAGAACAGAAGCAGCUAAUUCCUGUCACCAACAGAGCAAUCAUGUCUAGUGUUAGAUGGGGAGCUAGGUCAUUACGACGACUUUUGUCCGUCAAGAAUGCAAAUAUUGUAAAUAGGAAUGGUGUGUUGUGUGUACGUAUGCUAGAGCAUAGGACCGAGAGAUGUUCUUUAGUGUUUGUACGACCCAUAUCCUCUACUACACUGUGCUACCAGUCCUCUACAGGCCCUCCAACAGACGGUAGUGGUGGCGAUGAUGGCAAUGACAAGGACACACAGAAGAAGAAUGAUAAGAAUCAGCUAUGUUGCCCCAAAUGUGGUGACCCUUGCACUCAUGUGGAAACGUUUGUUUCUUCUACUCGCUUUGUGAAGUGCGAAAAAUGCUACCACUUCUUUGUUGUCUUGUCGGAAGUAGACUCUAAGCGAAAGAAAAAAGAAAAGAGAGAAGAUCCGAGGACUAAUUUCAACCGUAGACCUCCUCCACCCCCAAAGAAGAUCUAUGAAUAUUUGGAUAAGCAUGUUGUUGGUCAGGAGAGAGCCAAGAAGGUGUUGAGCGUGGCUGUAUACAAUCACUACAAACGUAUCUACCACAAUAUCCCACAGACAAAAACUGAUCCUCUACACCUUGACUCUGCCAAUAUUCCUCAGGGACUUACCAAUAGGGAUUUGCUUCACAUUGCGGGCAUCAGCCAGAGUCAUGCAUUAGGUGUGAGUGGCUACCAGAACUCAGACCAGCAUCAGCAACAGCAGGACCCCCAGCAACAGAUGGAACAGCACCCACAUUCCAGACGACCCCUGUCCAGCAACUCGCACGGCUCGGACAUCCUCGACGCAACCACUCACAGUUUAAGGCUAGAGAAGAGUAAUAUCCUUCUUCUUGGACCCACUGGUUCAGGUAAAACCUUAUUAGCUCAAACCAUAGCUCAGUGUUUGGAUGUUCCCUUUGCCAUAUGCGACUGUACGACUCUGACUCAGGCGGGCUACGUGGGAGAGGACAUUGAGUCUGUGAUUGCCAAGCUGCUUCUUGAUGCUAACUACAAUGUGGAAAAGGCACAGACUGGUAUUGUAUUCUUGGAUGAAGUGGACAAGAUUGGAGCUGUUCCGGGUAUUCACCAGCUGCGUGAUGUGGGUGGAGAAGGCGUGCAACAGGGGAUGCUCAAGAUGCUUGAAGGUACAAUUGUCAAUGUGCCAGAACGCAACUCUCCCCGAAAGUUACGUGGGGAAACGGUUCAGGUUGACACAACCAACAUUCUUUUUGUUGCUUCUGGAGCCUUCAAUGGUCUUGAUCGUGUCAUAUCAAGACGGAACAACGAAAAGUACUUAGGCUUUGGCAUCGGAGGGCAGUCGGCGGGUCGGCGAGCGGCAUCGCAGGCGGACGUGGCUCACCUCACAGCCAGCACAGAUGCAGAGGAAGACAAUCAAGAGAAGGAUGCUCUCCUGACCAAAGUGGAAGCAAGGGAUCUCAUUGAAUUUGGAAUGAUUCCUGAGUUUGUUGGGCGGUUUCCUGUACUGGUUCCAUUCCACUCAUUAACUGGCAUCAUGUUGGUGAGGAUCUUGACCGAACCCAAGAAUGCUCUCGUUCCUCAGUUCCAGAUGCUGUUUGGCAUGGACAAGGUUGAGUUGAGCUUUACUCCUGAUGCCAUGGAGGCCAUCUCCCAGCAAGCAAUGGAGAGAAAGACGGGAGCCAGAGGUCUUCGUGCCAUCAUGGAAAACCUCCUCUUGGAUGCCAUGUUUGAGAUUCCGGGAUCGGAUAUUGUAAGCGUGCACUUGACAGGUGAAGCAGUGAGAGGAGAAGCGUCUCCCAUAUACAUCCAUGGUCAGCCAGUCUCUCCAGAAGAUGACCAGGAAGAGGAGCAAGCACUUGCUCAGGCCAAGUGAGAAGAGGGGGACAAUAGGCAGUUUAAGUUUUUAAGAAAGUUAAGUUCAAGUCUGCAGCCAACUCGUCCUGAUUCGAUGUUUCCAUACAAUAUAAGUUUCCUAUUUGUAUAUAAUUCUGUUCCUAUAUUGAAUAGUAUUUGCAGUUGAUUAUGUGUGGUUAUUUUAGUAUGAACAGCGGUAGCUCCUGCCAAAUAGAUGUAUUUUGCGAAUUUGAGAGAUUAUGGCACUUGGGGUGGUGAGAAAUUAAUCCUUUGAUCUAUAUGUACUGUAUUUCUAUAAUAGAUCUGGAAGAUGCUAAUCUUUUCUGAAAGUAUUAUAGAAUAAAAACAAAAAUUUGUGUGUGCGCACGUGUACAUACAUGUGUUUCUCUCACACACACACACACACAUACACACUAAAACAGCAGUCGCCAGCCUUUCGGAGCUCACGGAUCACCAAAUUCAUAAUUUUAAAUCCCAUGGACCACUAAUAUGAAUCCCCUGGUCCACCAAACAAGAAAUGAUAGUUAUUAAAGUCAAACUAUUUGAUGCCAUUAAAUAUAACAAUUAUAGAAAAUACACAGUUACAUACAAUACACAAAUAAAAUUGUCUCGAGGACCACUGGUUGGAGACCGCUGCACUAGGAUACUUUCUAAUAUAUUUCUGGCACCUUUGUUUCCUUAGCAUAAAUCUGUAUCCUCUUGUUCUUGAAGUUGCUGGUUUCAGGCAUUCCUUUUUGUCAGUUCGAUCAAUUCCUGUUAGUAUUUUGUAAGUGAUGAUCAAAUCACCUCUCUUUCAACUAGAAGAUUGAAGAAAAAGAGAUGAUAUGAUCACCACUUACAAAAUACUAACAGAAAUCGACUAAAUUGACAAAGAGAAAUUCCUGAAACCAGCAACUUCACAAACAAGAGGACUCAUAUUCAAGCUAAGGAAACAACAGUGCCAAAAAAUUUUAGACAGUUUUCUUUUGCAAACAGUGUGGUAGACGGUUGGAACCAGCUAAGUGAGAAGGUCUAGAGGCCAAAACCAUCAGUACUAGUACUGUAUUUUCAAAGCACUAUACGACAGAGUGCUGGGACACCAUGAGCAUAGCUCUCAUCCUGUAACUACACUUAGGUAAUUACACACACACACACACACACAAUAUUUAAUCUACUUUUCUUAUCUCUCAUUAUUAAUGAAAUAAGCUAUUUUUGAAAUGUUACAUAAGCUGGAACUUUGUUAAAGGUGCUUAGCAUGAGUUAAGAAGAAUGUGGUGAAAUCAUGAGUCUAGGGAAACGAGAAGGGACGCCCUAAGACAGCCAGGUAAUGUAAGCUAGUUCUGCGCCAUGCUAUAUUACUAACUUUUAAGCCUCUGUAGUUCUCUUGUGGUUUAGUGGUGUAAUUAAGCAGUGUUUGGCUAACCAACUAAGAAAAUUCAUAAGCAGAAUAAUAGCUUGAAUUUCACAGAAAUUUUUCCAGCAAUGUAACUGAAAACGGACAUGUGCGCGCACACGCCUCGUGUCUUUUAAGAAAUGAUGUGAAUCAAACUUAAGACUCGUUGAUUUCAAGAAUUGCUACAUUUGGGUUAGUACACUGUAAUCGGACCAAGGUGGCCGAAUAUUUACACGAGGCUUGUUAUUGUGACAAGCUUGGCCCUUGUACGCGUCAUUUCCAGUGGGUCCCCCGUGGUGGCCCCGUCUUUGGGGGCCGUCGACGAGACCAACAAGAACAUUCAACACUGGAUUUAUUGUAAUGAUUUCUGUGCCAUCCUUGUGAGAACUCUUCUAAAAGUUAUUUACAAAAAAUCAAGAAUAUGCCUUUUUUUUAUAUAGAUAGUGAAUAAAAUUGCUGAAUUUUA